ACAGGGUAAGGCUAAAGUUACUAACUUCCUAACAAAUGAAAAUCUGCACGUAUCCAUGAGGUUCUAGGCUAACUGGCUGCAUUAGCCAAGACGUCCUGUAUAUUUAUUGACUUGUCCAGUACAAAACCUCCCUUUUCUUAUUUUUGCCAUUUUUUUUUUUAGUAUAUGUCUGAUGAAGGAUUAAACGGCAUGCGGAGUCCUCAGCCGUCAGAUGUCACUUCACAACAAAAGGUAAUUUAAAGCCGUAAAUGACUGACUCCCUCGCAUCGCCAGGAGCUGUUUGAGCUGAAAAAACUUAAAGAUGGCGUUUAUUAAACAGGAGAGUGAAGAUCUGAGGAUCACAGAAGUGUUCACACUGAAACAAGAAGAUCACGAGGAACAAACAGGUCUAAUGGUGCUGAAAGAAGAGACUCAAGAAUUUAAUGAAAUGGAGGAAAUAGAUCAGUAUAGAACACAAGAUUUACGGACUGAUGAAAAAUCCACAGAAGGAGAUCAGGAAACCGAAUCUAAAUUCAAGUGCUGUCACUGUGGGAAGCAUUUAAGACAUAGACAAAACCUUAAAACCCACAUGAGAGUUCACACUGGAGAGAAGCCGUUCACCUGCAAACAGUGCGGGAAGUGUUUUUCUCGGAAUCAAAACCUCACAGCUCACAUGAGAGUUCACACUGGCGAGAAAGAUUUUACCUGCCAGCACUGUGGAAAGUGUUUCACUCGAUACCAAAACCUGAAAGUUCACAUGAGAAUUCACACUGGUCUGAAGCCGUUUACUUGCCCAAAAUGUGGAAAGGGUUUCAGUCAAAAAGCACACGUUAUGGACCACAUGAGAGUCCACACUGGAGAGAAGCCUUUUAUCUGCCAAAAGUGUGGAAAGAGUUUCACUAAAAAGCAAAACCUUCACGUUCACAUGAGAAUUCACACUGGAAAGAAACCUUACACUUGCUCUGAAUGUGACAGGUGUUUUACACAGAAAAGCAGCCUGAAUUGCCACAUGAGAACCCACAAAGGUCUAAUGGUGCUAAAAGAAGAGACUCAAGAACUUGAUGAAAUGGAGGAAGUAGAUCAGAAACACAGUUUAAGGACCAAAAAAGAAGUUCAGGAAACUAAAUCUUAUAUGUGCCGUCACUGUGGGAAGAGUUUCUGUCAUGAAAAGAACCUUAAAAUCCACAUGAGAGUUCACACUGGAGAUAAGCUGUUCACCUGCAAGCAAUGUGGAAAGGGUUUCAAUCAAAUUCAAAACCUUGAAGUUCACAUGAGAACUCACACUGGAGAGAAGCCUUUCAUUUGUCACAAGUGUGGAAAGGGUUUCAAACAAAUUCAAAACCUUGAAGCUCACAUGACAAUUCACACUGGAGAGAAGCCUUUCGUUUGUUACCUGUGCGGAAAGGGUUUCACUCAAAAGCAAAACCUUCAAGUUCACAUGAACCUUCACACCGGAGAGAAACGCUUUAAUUGCCAACAAUGUGAGAAAAGUUUCCCAGUAAAACACACUCUUAUAAUGCACAUGAGAGUUCACACUGGAGAAAAACCUUACGCCUGCUCUGGAUGUGGAAAGGCUUUUAAACAGAAAAGCGGCCUUUAUAGCCACAAUAAAGUUUACAAACAUUAGCGAUCUUUUACCUGGCAACUGUGGAAAGAGUGUCCCUGCAAAUCAAGGUGAUAGUUAGUUUUCAUGUGUAACACUUUUACCACAUCAAACUUGUGUUGUUUUGUUGUUGUUUGGGAAGGAGCUGAAACUGUCAUGCUGUGUUCACACCAGACACGGAACGCAUGAAUAAAUCGUGCUAUUCGCGCGUAUAAGAGGCGUGAACAUUUUGAGUUCUCCACGCUUCAUUCGUGCGUCAGAUUCACUUCAAAAUAGAUGCCGAUUCACAUCAUGGGCAGGACUUCUGUCUGCCUGGUGACUCUAGCUUCAUUGCCAAAUGGCUAACAUGGACUGUGCUUUAGGAAGGCUGAUAAACAGCUUCGAUUAGUUUAGAGCCGCGAUUAAACGACUAGAUCCAUUCAGAGGUGCACCAGCCCUGUGAGUUCAUAAACUCCUCCACAAGCUAUAGCUGAAUGAUAGAGGCUUUCACCAGUGCUUCAGACUGAGCCGAGCCUAGUUUGAUGAACUGUUGUCCAACGGUGUCGGCAAGAGGAUUUCCCCUAGGACACCAACAACAGGCGCUAUGUCAUAAUCACGCCCCUACAAGAGAAACCUCCUGAUUGGUUAAUGAGGCGCAAAAUAUCCCCUAAAGUUCAGAUUUUCCAACUUGAGCAAUUUGCGUGAUAUGCACGUUAAGUGCGUCAAUUGGCCAAAAUACUCAACUCACGCCACUUCAUUUGCAUGAAUCAAGUCAUUCGUGUUGCAGGACUUCUGCAGAUUGAUGCGUGCGUCGUGAAUCUGGCAUCAGAGUCUAGAAAAAUGAUUUGGUCGUCCCAGACAAAUUUGGGAAAUCCUAAAAGAUUCCUGUAAUCCUUGGCAAAAACCUGAUUUUUGAUCGUUGGUUUGACUCGUUCAACACAGAAUGACCAUUGCAAUCAAAUUUUACCUCAGAAACCAACCAACAGGAGUACAGAAUCUGAUGAUGCAGUCAGCUCGACAACUUCAAACCACUUAUUCAGCUUGACAUUGAAAACUGAGGUCUUACAGCAGGGGUCACGAUUCUUGGUCCUAGAGGGCCACUGUGCCUGUAAAGCAGGGGUGCUCAACCCUGUUCCAGAAGUUCUAUCUUCCAGCAGAAGUUAGCUACAACCCUUAUCAAACACAACUAAUGCUGCGGUCACAUUAGAGUUUGUGCUUGCAAAAUUCUGUCAUACAGCGCUGUGAAAAGGUGUGGGAUUAAACAAGAUGAUUAGACAUUAAAAAAAAGCAGGCAAUUGGUCCAUGUUUUAAACUUCUGUCCAGAGAGGUCAUGUUUUGACCCUCGAUUGGUCUCACGCAAUCAUAUGAUGCGAUUUCACAUGUCAGGAGUUCACCAAGCUUGAACUUCACAACACAGCAAACUGCGAAAACAUGCCGCACGACCUUGCGUUUCCGGUCUGAUACAUUCGCAUGUGUAUGAAUGGAAGUCUAUUGGGAGAAAAGUGCAGUGUGACCGCAGCUUAAGUAGGAUCUGAAGGAGAACUUGGCGAUUAAAGACAGGUGUGUUUGAUCAAGGUCGCGGUUGAACUUUGCAGGAAGGUAGAUCUCCGGGAACAGGGUUGCGCUCCCCUGCUGCAGAGUUUAUCUCCAACUUGUCUCAACACACCUGACUGCAAGUUUCAAGAACACCUGGUAAGACUUUAAUUAGCUUGAUCAGGUGUGUUUGACUAGGGUUGAAGCUAAACUCUGGAAGGAGUUUGGUAACCCCUGUCUUAAAAUGUUCAUGCAGUCUGACAUGCUACAAACGUUAAGUGAGUCUAAAGCUGCGAUCACAUUAGAGUUUGAGUAUGCGAUAUUCUGAAGUGUGGCGCUGUGAAAAGGGGCAGGAUUAAACAAGCUUGACAUUUAAAUUGCUCCAAGUUUUAAAUUUCUCUCCAGAGAGGUCAUGUUUUGAUCCUCGAUUGGUCUCACGCAGUCAAGUGAUGCGAUUUCGCAGGUCAGAGAUCACCAAGCUUGAACUUUGCACCGCAGCAACCUGCAAAACUUGACGCAUGACCCCGCGUUUCCGGUCUGACGCAUUCGCGUGCGUAUGAAUGGAAGUCUAUGGGAGAAAAAGCCCAGUGUGACCGCAGCCUAAAUGAAUGAGCCUGGCUUCACAGAAAAUCAGGGAUGACAUUAGAAGUAAUUGGAUCGAAGAAGCCAACUUAAAGCUUAACAAGAUGACACCUGGUGGAAAAGUGACCUGUGGAUUUGGAGGAGUGUGCAGUGGAUGUUGGAGAUGUGAUCUGCAAUACUUUUGAAAAUACUUUUGUUUUGUAUCAGACUUGGAAAAAAUAAUAAACAAGUUUAAUUGUUUAAUUCCGUAGUACAAAUCUCUAAUUAAAGAAUCAAAUUUGGGCUUCAAUCA
Molecule: messenger RNA, 3968 nt
Organism: Danio rerio (zebrafish)
Lineage: Eukaryota; Metazoa; Chordata; Actinopteri; Cypriniformes; Danionidae
Source: RefSeq, a predicted model, not a curated record